Molecule: messenger RNA, 486 nt
Organism: Trypanosoma brucei brucei TREU927
Lineage: Eukaryota; Euglenozoa; Kinetoplastea; Trypanosomatida; Trypanosomatidae
Exons: 1
Coding region: 1-486 (161 amino acids)
Biological process (GO): tRNA splicing, via endonucleolytic cleavage and ligation
Molecular function (GO): nucleic acid binding
Source: RefSeq, a predicted model, not a curated record
AUGGGUGUAGCACUGCGGGUCAUAACAUAUUUUCGUAGGGGACCGCUAUGGGGACACCAUCGGAAGCCGUCUAAAAGGCCACGGUCGAACUCUUUUGAUGUUAAUAAUAAAAACUGCACAAGCACCGAAUAUGAUAAGGGCGCACUCGCAGUGAAUGAAAAUACAAGGGAUGAGGACGAAGGUGUGACGUCCCUUUUGGCCAUGCGAGUGAUGAGUGGCGCUGAUGGUGCCACUGAAGUCCCACUCUGUCGUGCGGUGCUUCGUGGCUCGUCUGUGGAGGGCGCUUAUGGUUGUCAUUAUCAUGCAUAUCCCUCCGAAUCCCCACACGGCGCUCACGGGACGUCGCUCUGUUGGUCCUUAGAAAAAUCAUCGAUCAAAUUGUACGAGCUUUUGUGUCUUUGUCGGCUAGCUAAUAGCUGUCGGAAGGAUGUUGUACUUUUCGAUGGGAGGGAGGGUUUGCUCUUUUCGUACCGUGCAACCCUUUGA